CACAGAGCAACUGUUGCUGCCGCGGCGGAUUCCCACGCGCGCAGCUCCGGAGAAUCUACGCAUGUGUGUUAUUGCGUGACUUUAUCACUCUGAAAGUUUAGGGCGAAGAUCUGCGACAUCAAAGGUCCACAGAGGGGAAGCUGCAGACUUCCUCCAGCGCGCAGGAGAGACUAGAGGGAGGUGUGUGGCAGCAGGGGGUUUGUCCUGGGGAGCAUGGCUGCAGGAUCCGCCGCGCUGUUCCCUUCACUUGAUUAGACUCACAGCACCGUUUCAAGCGCUCUGCUACCGCCCGGUUCACCGGAGGAGCGGCUGUCCCUUCCUGAGGGCGCGUGCUUCGUUUGCGCCACUGUGCGCUCGCGGGACGUGUUUCGUGGCUGCUGGAUGAUCGAGGCUCCCAGCGCGCAGCAGCGGAGCCGCUCAGUCAGUCCUGGUAAACUGAAGACUGAAAGGUGUUCCCUCCCGGAGCAGAGAGUGGGAAUAUUUGGACUUCCGCUCUCCUGCUGCUGUUUGGCAGGACGUCAAUAAGGCAAUUCACCUUCAGAGAAACUCAACACUCAGAAGGAUAGAAGCGGACCUCUGCUCUCCCCCAUCAGAGGUCAGUGCCUCGCGGCUGCGGAGCAGACAUGCCGCAGGUGGACAUGAUCCUCCUCCUGCUCCUCAUCUUUGGGAUGUGUGCGCGCGGUCAGGACCCCGGUUCCAAGUUGGUGUCAGACCGCUACGCCGUCUUCUGGAACAGAACCAACCCCAGAUUUUACCGGGGCGAUUACCACAUCGACGUCUGCAUCAACGACUACCUUGAUGUGUAUUGCCCACAUUACGCCAGCCCAGUGUCUGACGAUCGGGCCGAACGCUACGUACUCUACAUGGUGAACUAUGAUGGCUACAGCUCCUGUGAUCACACAGCCAAGGGUUUCAAACGCUGGGAGUGCAACAGGCCUUUGUCUCCAAACGGACCGCUCAAGUUCUCUGAGAAGUUCCAGCUCUUCACUCCGUUUUCUUUAGGCUUUGAAUUUCGCCCCGGCAGAGAGUACUAUUACAUCUCCUCAGUCAGCGACGUCAGAAGAAGACGGAGCUGCCUUCGACUCAAAGUCUUCGUCAGGCCCCAGAAUAAUUGUGUGAAAAAUCCUGGCAGCGAGCAGGAAGGAGUGGAUUUUGAAGAAAACAACCACAACUCCCUUGAACCCCGAGACGGCAUCAGUCAUGAGUCACCAGAACCGUCACGGACGGAUGUGAACUCUGCGGGCCGGCACCAGUAUACCAUGCUGCCACUUAGCUCCGCCCUCAUGCUCCUGGCCGCCAUCAUGUCCUUAUAGCAUUUAGCGUCCAGUUUCCAGGAAUCGCCAUGGAUUCGACGGUCCCGAUUGGACGACAAGCCGCUCUACCCUGCAGCACCUCCUUCAAGGAGCACUUUUUUUAAAAAGACACUGAUUACCUCUCGCCGACUGGCGGAGACAAGGACUUCAGCUGUGAAGCUUUUGAUGUUUAUCGACUUUUGUAAAAUGCCAAUAAGUGUGAAUCUUGUGUUACGGGCAGGUGCAGACGGUAGGUGCCCCUGAAGGUGGCGCCCGCCCACCUGCGGAUGGUGAGGAGCCUAACUUAGAUGAAGACAAGCACACCCACUUGAUCAUAGAGUUGUUUGCACGAGGGACGCAGUCCGUUCACUUCGAUGACGCAGUCUAACCUCUGUGCAGACACAGUCCAACAGAGAGAAGAAGAAUGCUGUUGCUAGGGAACUGCUGCCCAGAGCGUGCAGAGGCGGGGCUCAAUCACCUUCUCUCAGGUUUACAUGGUGUGUUCAAAUGGUUUAAGAAACACUCAUCUUUUAGUGUUUGAUUAGAAACGAUUUACCAAUCAGUUAAUUUUUCCAUUUUUUAAACUUGGUUGUAGCAGCCGACACACAUGUACAGUAAAUAUAUGAACAGAGCAUUAAGUGAAAAUGGCAACAUAUACUUUCCUAUUUAUUAUGAAGUCCUUGUGCUUUUUUUCCUCACUGGUUCUGGUUUAAUGCAUAAGCUAAAAAGGCAAUAAGCAACUCACCUUUGAUAGCUUCUAAUAUAAACUGUUCAUUUGGAAUAGAUCACUUUUUUAAACAAGGUCCAGGACAUGGAAAAAAUGUGCGUCAGAGUGUAGAAAUAAAGUGUUAGUGUUUUGAAGUUGUGUCAUUGACAGAUGUAGUUUCCUGUUCCACAACAGUUUUGUGAGUCACUCGUCACACAUGCUGUACAUAAAGGCACGUUUCCUACAGACUUCAGGGAGGUUUUCUCACACAAAGGUGGAAAAAGUUAGAUUUCUAUCUGAAUCUUUCUAUGUGGUGGUUUUGGGCGAAAUUGUUAAUUGUGAAGUAGCUGUCAUGUAAAUGGGGGGGGGGGGGUGUUUACAGAUCAGUCAAUCUUAGAAUUACAUUUAGAUAAAAAAAAAAGUUCAGGACCCCGUUUGACACCAAGAAAUCUGCCUGACUGAAAAUUAGAUUUUAAUGUAUGUAUUUAAAAGAAUUUAUAGAAAUCAAUAUCAUACAAUAGCAUUGCUUUGAAAGCAUCAGCCAAAGCUAAAGGGAUGCUUCUCAAGUUUGUGUCACAUACAGAUGAGUUCAGCUUUUUAUGGGAGUCAUGGAUCCUUCAAAUUUACCAACUUUGGGAUGUUUUUAUCCUCUUUAACACUGGCUGUAAUAAUAAGAUAUUUUUACUAAUUAGGGUCCUUCGAUAAAUUGUGUUUUAAAAUUAGCUAAACGUAUGGAUUAAUUGGACACAGUGCCUCUUUAAGCCCCUUGACGCCUGAAUUUAUUUCUAGUUAUGAAAACAAAAUUUCAUAUCAGUUACCAAUACCAAUUACUGAUCAUUUCUUGGUGAUUUUUUUCUCUCAAACAUAUUUUUUGUUUUUUUGUUUGUCUGGUUCCAACAUGGCAUUGGACGUAUUGCGGAAAAUGGCGACUGAAUUGACUUCAUUUUGUUGGAACCAGAAGGAAGUCAUUUGCUAUGGAUGACAUCACACACGAUUCGUCUAGUUUGAUUACACAGUCAAUGAUUGCGGCUCCUCCGGUCUCGUGACUGAUUGAGCAGUUCAAUAUGAUGUGGGCAGAGGGCGGGUUGGCACAAAACACUGGAGUAACUCAAUGGUAACGAAAAAUAUCUAGAAAUGUCAAAUGCACUUUUAUUUUCUCAUUUAUUCAUCGGUACUUUAAUAGAUACUUAAAGUGAUGGUGUCCGGGUAUCUAUAUAUUGAUACCUUGGUAUCGAUACUCCCAUCAUCCCAUCACAUCAUUAGGCAUCAGGUGGUUGAAAUGUCAUUGAAUCUCAUAUUUAAAAAAAAUUAAAUGAUAAUAUUGGGUUUGAUUAUUCUCAUAUUACUGAAAAGGACAUGAGCAGAAUUCUUUCAAGCAUCUAACAGUUUAUUUAAGGAGAUGAAUUAAUCUUGAGCUGCAGAAUCAUAAUGAUAGUAGUUGACGUCUGGACGGCCUGGUCUGUUUAACGUCUGUCAUCACUGUAUUACUGCAGCCGUGCCACAUGGACAAAUAAGACAUUAGAUCUGUUUUCUGUGGAUACUGUGUAUCCAGAAGAGUUAGAUCCUUUUUACGCACCUCUUAUACGGGCAGUUUAGCGUUCCCAUAGAUGUUGUUAGCAAAACAAACGUUUGAUACAAAGGAUGCUAACUUUUAUUUUAUAUGUCUUUUAUACAAAAGGGGAAAAAACUGAGCAGAUCAACUUUGCACCGUGUUUGUGCAGCUGAGGCAUGUAUCAAAGAUGCGCUACAGUCGACUGCACACCUCCCCACAGUAUGGAGGAGCGGAGAAAACUGUGCUCGUGGUGUGUUUUUCCUGUUUUGUGCACCCCAAAGCAUCUUCAGGAUGGUCCUCAUUUCUGUGUCAACAUCUUCAGGUCUGCAGAAGAGACUACCGCUAAUGCACUUGACUCUUACUGGCUGUGUUUUAGAGCAGAGUUGAGUAUCAACAAGGUAGUUAUAAGUUCUGUGGACUUCUAUGUCACCUGCCUUACGUAGCUUGUAGCUAACACCGCAGAGUUUGCUCUCAAUUUUUGUCUCUGAUUUUUGUAACAGAUGUUUUUGUUUAUGGGAAACCACAACUGUGCUUUUUUUCUUUCAAUCUAGACACGGAUGUAUCAAAAAUUGCAUGUUUCUUUUUAACAUUGUGACUGUACUUUGUGGCCCUUUGACCUUUCCCCUCUUUCACUCAUCCAGACCGUCCUAAUUUCUGACUGUCUGCUUCCCGUUAUUUCCCCCUCUUGACUUUUCUACAAAGCGGCUAUGUCUUUGUAAAUACACGUACCAGAGCAGCUAUGACUAAUGAACACACAGACAAAAAAGAUUUAAUAAAUAUUUCCUUGUUGUUGUAA
Oryzias latipes (Japanese medaka) is the source of this 4346-nucleotide messenger RNA. RefSeq names its product ephrin-A5b. Gene Ontology annotation, molecular function: ephrin receptor binding. Gene Ontology annotation, biological process: axon guidance; regulation of actin cytoskeleton organization; regulation of cell-cell adhesion. The record is from RefSeq and is a predicted model, not a curated record. NCBI's taxonomy places the organism in Eukaryota, Metazoa, Chordata, Actinopteri, Beloniformes, Adrianichthyidae. Gene Ontology annotation, cellular component: external side of plasma membrane; plasma membrane.